This is a messenger RNA of Paramormyrops kingsleyae, 1292 nucleotides long. It is a transcript of the gene catip, whose product is annotated as ciliogenesis associated TTC17 interacting protein. Gene Ontology annotation, biological process: actin filament polymerization; cilium organization. Lineage: Eukaryota; Metazoa; Chordata; Actinopteri; Osteoglossiformes; Mormyridae. The record is from RefSeq and is a predicted model, not a curated record.
UGAGUGCGCUUAUAUUGCAGUUUUACGGUACUUAGAUGCGUCGUCGGCAUGGAAACCGGCAGCGUUUGGGGAGCAGAAACACUCACGGUGCUCCAAAGACCUUGGAUCCAGUAAGUGCAAUGGAAGAAGAAACUCGGGAGGAUCAUGAUGCGAAGCUCGCUUCCUCCAAAGAAGCUAAAGAUUUCUUGUCCAGUAUUGAGUCAAGGGAACUUGAUCGAUGUCUGUUUGCAGACUCCUUGAUUACAGUGUCAGAUACUGGACGGGAAUUGGGAGAGUUCACCAUAACUAUGCAGAAUGCAGUUUAUAACAAUGAACAGUGCUAUCUUCUACAUGCUAACAGCCAUGGUUCAAUUGAUGAUAUACCAUGUGGAACAUCUAUCAUGGCUUACAUUUCAAAGACACUUGAGACGUUGGAACAAAACCACCAUGAGUACGUGCAGCUUCAGGACCACAGUUUGGACAGGAAGUCUCACAUGGUGCGACAUGGUGAUCAGCUGGUGGUGAAUAAAAUCAUCACGGAGGGAGAGGAAGUGAAGAGCCAGUCCUUCACAUUUCCAGUGAGCUCUUUGGAGGGAUUUGUGUCAGAAGCCUCAAAUCUUCUUAUUCUGCGAAUUCUAGCUCAAAGGAAGAUUUUUCCAGAGAACAUGGUGUUCUUGUCUCUUGACACCGAGACUCAGAUCUGUUUUUCUACCUACAAAGUAUUAGGGGAGAGGAAGCAGUUGUUGGGAACAGAGUUCAUGGAUGUGUUUGGCAUCCAGAGGACAGUGGAGUCUGUUACAGAUAUCUCUGCUACAUGGCACUGCUACUUUCUUUCAGAUGGCCAUCUUGCAAGCAGAGUGCAAGUUGGAUCACCGGUAACAAUGAAGCUACUUCACAAGCCUGCUGACAAAGUAACAGUAGAAAAAGUGGAGAAACCUGUUUUUGAAAAGAAACCCCUGGUGUGGGAAGAAGACAUGCAGAUGUUCUCCAGAUUUCUGGACAGAAAGGAAGAGCUGAGAAGCAGUCAUGCCUCAUAUGUUCAAGAACACCCCGAACUGAAAGCCCUGCUAGCUGACUUCCUGCAGUUCCUACUGCUCCGCAAACCGGAUGACGUUCUGUCUUUUGCUGUGGAGUACUUUGCGCCAUUUGGUUCCCAGAGGGCCCCAGGAACUUCGACUCCUCCAGUUCUGUGAAGUCAUAUAACUACCAUGAAAAUAUACCCACAUAAAACAAGCCGAAAUGUAAUGUAUUCAUUUCCCAGAAAGUAUGAUAUACAUACAGCAUGAGAUUUUAAUAAAGUACAUGUACUUGGG